Molecule: messenger RNA, 2388 nt
Organism: Medicago truncatula (barrel medic)
Lineage: Eukaryota; Viridiplantae; Streptophyta; Magnoliopsida; Fabales; Fabaceae
Product: succinate dehydrogenase [ubiquinone] flavoprotein subunit 1, mitochondrial
Exons: 16
Coding region: 187-2067 (626 amino acids)
Biological process (GO): tricarboxylic acid cycle; mitochondrial electron transport, succinate to ubiquinone
Cellular component (GO): respiratory chain complex II (succinate dehydrogenase)
Molecular function (GO): electron transfer activity; flavin adenine dinucleotide binding; succinate dehydrogenase (quinone) activity
Source: RefSeq, a predicted model, not a curated record
CGUGUUUCGAAUUAAACCAUCAUUUCCCUUCCAUUUUCCCGAAGCCACGAUGCCAACCCUCCUCACAACAUAAAUAAAAAGAACGCACACACAAAAAAGAGUUUUGAAUCACCACCCAUUCACCAAAAUCAAAACACAGAAAAACUAGCUCAAAGAAACAUUUCAUCAAACACCUUGUGUGCAAAAAUGUGGCGUUGCGUCGCUCGUGGACUUCGCGUUCCACGUUCUUCUAACAGAUCCAAUAACUCUCUCGGAUCUCGUCUUUCUAGAUUCUUCUCCAGUGAGUCUUACACCGUCGUGGAUCAUAAAUAUGAUGCAGUUGUGGUAGGUGCUGGUGGUGCUGGAUUAAGAGCUGCUAUUGGACUUUCUGAACAUGGAUUCAAUACUGCUUGUAUUACCAAGCUUUUCCCAACUCGUUCACACACUGUUGCAGCUCAGGGUGGCAUAAAUGCUGCAUUGGGAAAUAUGACUGAAGAUGACUGGAGGUGGCACAUGUACGACACUGUCAAAGGAAGUGAUUGGCUAGGAGAUCAGGAUGCCAUCCAAUAUAUGUGUAGGGAAGCACCAAAAGCGGUUAUUGAACUAGAGAAUUAUGGAUUGCCUUUUUCUCGAACAGAGGAUGGAAGAAUAUAUCAACGUGCAUUUGGUGGUCAGAGCUUAAACUUUGGAAAAGGUGGUCAAGCUUACCGUUGUGCAUGCGCUGCUGAUCGAACUGGGCAUGCUUUAUUGCACACUCUCUAUGGCCAGGCUAUGAGACACAAUACACAGUUUUUUGUGGAAUAUUUUGCCUUAGAUCUUAUAAUGAAUAGUGAUGGUAGUUGCCAAGGUGUAAUUGCCUUAAACAUGGAGGAUGGAACACUGCAUCGUUUCCAAGCUGCUUCAACAAUUUUGGCCACUGGGGGUUAUGGUAGAGCAUACUUCUCAGCAACUUCAGCACAUACAUGCACCGGAGAUGGCAAUGCCAUGGCUGCCCGUGCUGGGAUCGGACUUGAGGAUUUAGAGUUUGUGCAAUUUCACCCAACGGGUAUAUAUGGAGCAGGUUGCCUUAUAACAGAAGGUUCUCGUGGUGAAGGUGGAAUUCUUAGGAAUAGCGAGGGGGAGCGGUUUAUGGAACGAUAUGCUCCUACAGCAAAGGAUCUUGCAUCCAGAGAUGUAGUUUCAAGAUCGAUGACUAUGGAGAUCCGGGAAGGACGUGGUGUAGGACCCGAGAAAGAUCACAUCUAUCUACACUUGAAUCAUCUACCUCCAGAUGUGCUCAAGGAGAGACUUCCUGGUAUCUCUGAAACUGCUGCUAUUUUUGCUGGUGUGGAUGUUACAAAGGAACCCAUUCCUGUUUUGCCAACUGUGCAUUAUAACAUGGGUGGCAUUCCCACAAAUCAUCAUGGAGAGGUGGUUACCAUUAAAGGAGACGAUCCAGAUGCAUUAGUUCCUGGAUUGAUGGCUGCUGGGGAAGCAGCCUGUGCAUCGGUUCAUGGCGCCAACAGACUUGGUGCAAAUUCACUUUUGGAUAUUGUUGUUUUCGGUAGAGCUUGUGCAAAUAGAGUUGCAGAAAUUCAUAAGCCAGGAGAGAAACAAAAGCCAUUAGAGAAGGAUGCUGGCCAGAAAACGAUUGCAUGGCUGGACAAAUUGAGAAAUUCUAAUGGUUCAUUGCCUACUUCAAAAAUUCGGUUGAAUAUGCAAAAAGUAAUGCAAAAUAAUGCUGCUGUAUUCCGUACACAAGAAACAUUAGAAGAAGGUUGUCAAUUAAUUGAUAAAACGUGGGAGAGUUUCCAUGAUGUCAAGGUUGAAGACAGAAGUUUGAUAUGGAACUCCGAUUUGAUUGAGACUAUUGAGUUGGAAAAUCUUUUGAUAAAUGCCUGCGUCACAAUGCACUCUGCAGAAGCUAGGAAAGAGAGUAGAGGAGCUCAUGCCCGUGAGGACUUCACGACAAGAGAUGAUGAGAAGUGGAUGAAACACACUUUGGGAUUCUGGGAGAACGAGAAAGUCCGAUUGGAUUACAGGCCUGUGCAUUUGAAUACAUUGGAUGAUGAGGUUGAAUCAUUCCCUCCUAAGGCUCGUGUGUAUUAAUAUGAUAUAGUUACUUAUCAACGGCUCGGGCAUAUUGUUUCCACUUGUGCACAAGUGGGAAAAGACACAAUAAAAUGUCUUAGAUAUAUGAUUUUGAUUUGAUGAUAAUUGUUGCAUUCGUCAUCAAUGUUAACGAAUGUUCAUAGCAUCUUCAAAUAAUACUCUGUCUUUGCAGCAGAGAAUAAUAGCAAAACAAUUUUUUCAUCGGUUUGUAUGUUGGUAAAUUGUUACUUGUAGUUAUUGUACACUGUAUGUUCAGUUGCACAUCUGAUGUUCUAUUCUAAUUUUAUUUAUAUAUUGAAAAACAUUUGAUUUGUCUCA